This is a messenger RNA of Podarcis lilfordi (Lilford's wall lizard), 6654 nucleotides long. The record is from the annotation of a GenBank genome assembly. NCBI's taxonomy places the organism in Eukaryota, Metazoa, Chordata, Lepidosauria, Squamata, Lacertidae.
CCUGCCCCCCGAAGACAACAUAGUGGGCAACAGCUAUGGCAUUCAGCGUUGGGCAGUCUACUUCCAGUUGGAGACAAAAUGGCAAAUGGAUGGCUGCGAUCAUCCAACUGCGGAGCAAUGAGAAAGCAAGUUUGCUUGCUGAGUGGGACUGCAGCUUAAAGGCAGCUGAUAAUCCACAGUUGGAAGUUUACUGACGUCUGGCAGUGGACCUGGUAGAAGCUGGUAGAUGUUGGUGAGUAGACACUGGCAAAGUUUGCAUUUGAAAGCCAGUGGAUGCCGCAGGGCUGAAGCAGGCUGAUGUUUGUGUGUGUAAGCUGGCUGAAAUUCACCAUUGGAAGCCCGUUGACAGCAGCUGUGUGGAUAAUUUAACCAGUCUCUGACCCAAGCCACUGUUCCACCCUGUCUGAAAUCCGCUACCAUUAUACCCCUGCCAAAAACAUCAAAGAUAGACAGUCUGAAUGAUUUUUGCCCUGUGGCGUUGACACCCAUUAUAAUGAAAUGUUUCGAAAAACUGGUGAGGAAGCGCAUCUUAUCUUGUCUGCCAGUGGGACUUGACCCUUACCAGUUUGCAUACAAGGCAAAGAGAUCCACAGAGGAUGCUGUGGCAAUGGCUUUACAUGCUGUCCUGACUCAUUUGGAGAAGCAAGGGAACUAUAUGAGACUGUUAUUUGUAGACUUUAGUUCUGCAUUUAAUACUAUUCUUCCGCAUAGAUUGGUGCCCAAAUGAUUAGACCUGGGACUUCCACCAUGUUUGUGCAGGUGGAUAUUAGAUUUUCUAUCAAACCGUUCCCAAAGGGUCAGGUUGGGUUCCCACGUCUCUGCGGAUCUCAUCACGAAUACGGGGACGCCGCAGGGGUGCGUGUUGAGCCCGCUUUUAUAUACGCUCUAUACAGCUGACUGUGCCCCCAAAUACCCCAGUAAUAAGAUCAUUAAGUUCGCAGAUGAUACAACGGUGGUUGGUUUAAUUACGGCUGGAGAGGGGGAGGCGGCCUAUAGGAAGGAAGUUGAGCAGUUGGGGGAGUGGUGCAGGAAAAACAAUUUACUCCUUAACUUAAAGAAAACAAAAGAGAUCAUUGUGGACUUUAGGAAAUGUAAAUUGAAUAUCCAGCCACUUAUUAUUGAGGGGAAGUGCGUGGAACAGGUCUUGGUGUUUUGAUUUCUGGGAAUGGAGUUGAGAGACGACCUAACCUGGGGAGAGAACAGCAAAGACCUGGUGAAGAGAGCACAGCAGAGGUUAUAUUUUUUGAGAAUCCUCCGGAAAAACAAUCUCUCAAACGACCUGUUGAUGGCAUUUUACCACUGCACUGUGGAGAGCAGUGGUCUGUGUGUAUGGUUUGGGAGCUGCACGGCCAGGGAAAAAACAAUGCUAUCCAGGGUUGUAAAGACUGCAGAGAGAAUAAUUGGGUGCACUCUUCCCACCUUAGAUCAAAUCUAUGCUGCCAGGUGCCAUAAGAAAGCGGCAGAGAUAGCACAGGAUAGUACGCACCCCGGAAAUGAUCUCUUUCAGCUUCUGCCUUCUGGAAGAAGGUAUAGAGUUAUAAAGGCCAGGACUAGCCGCCUGAGAAACAGUUUCUAAUCAAAUGCAAUUCUGGUUCUAAACGCAGCAUAAGGGGUUUCUACAGUAUAGUGUAUUUUAAAAUAGGGUUUUAGAGUUUUUAGGGGUUUUUGAAUGUUUUAUGUAGUUUUGUAGUAGUUUUAUGUAGUUUUUAUGUAGUUUUGUGGUAGUUUUAUGUAGUUUUUAUGCAGUUUUGCAAUUUCAUUGUCCUGCAUGGGACAAUGACAAUAAAGAUAUAUCGUAUCGUAUUUGUGGAUUGAAGCUCAGUGUGUAUGUGAAUGACUGGUGAGUAAACGUGUGUGUGAAUGGGAGGUUCUGAAUGUGGUCAAGGUAAAUGGUGCUUUUUAGGAGUGGCGUAGGUUGCCCUCCCUAUAAGACCUUAUUGGGAAUUAUGCAUUUUGUGUGUGGGGGGGGUUUGUCCUCCAGGUGCACAGAGAAUGGAUGAACCAGUGAAUAUUCAUGGGGAAAGCUAGUGGAAGUUGGCAGGCUGACAUCAGGGAUGAAGUUGCCAGGCAGGAGCCAGUGAAGGUGCCUGGGUGAUGCUGUCAGAUGGAAGCUAUCCUCCUCGCAGUUCCUGUGUUUGCCAUUCAGGGAUGUCAGAAGCCUGUGCAGUUUUCCCUACCUGUGAGAGUAACGAAGAGAAUGGCAAGGCUGAAGCAAGCCACCUUCUAUUUCUAAAUAAAUGUCUUUCUAAAUACAUUUAAGUAAGUAGUGUUCAUUUCCAGUAUGGAUAAUGGGAGGCUGUGCAGAUGCUUCCACAGCUGUUGCCAUCGGCUCCCGACUCCUGCUGAAGUCACAGGUAAGUAUAAUUGUUUAUACUGAAAUGGAGAAUGCCUUUGUGUAUUACUGAAGGCUUUAACAUGGGGUUUUUCCAUGGGGCUAUAUUGAAGUAAAAGAAUAGGACGAGUUCCUAAGUGUUGUUUUGUAGUAGCUAACACUUGGGGAAUUUGCAAUUCAAUAGCCUUCCUGCUUGGAAGGGUGAUGGCUGAGUCUUUUUUUCUCAGGCUCUGUGGGAGUAAGGAUGUAAAUGAAGCUCUCCAGCAGGACACAGCCUCAGGCUAAUGGAGGCUGUAAGGAGAUACACACCUUUGAUUUCACAUCUGUUUGGAAAUACAGUAUCUUUUACAGUUGUACCUUGGUUUUCAAACAGAAUGUGUUCCAGAAGUCCGUUCAACUUCCGAAACGUUCAGAAACCAAGGCGCGGCUUCCGAUUGGCUGCAGGAGCCUCCUGCAACCAAUAGGAAGCCGCAGAAGCCGCGCUGGACGUUCAGCUUCUGAGGCAAAGUUUGCAAACCUACUUCCGGGUUUGCGACAUUCGAGUUCCAAGUUGUUCGUGAACUAAGCUGUUCGAAAACCAAGGUACAACUGUAUUUCUAAGAAAAUGAACUUGUGCUGGACUUGCACAAGACAGUGUGUAGAAUGAUUUGGAUGCAUCUGAUGUUUUUGUUCUGUUUUGAAUAAAGUUCUGCAAGUAUAGUUUUGAAUUGAACAAAUGGGUCAGACAAAUUUUAUUCCAAAAGGAGUCAGUUUUUAUGCUUCCAGUUGCUUCAAGCUAUGCAAUAUUAAUAUCGGCAAUAGUCACAAAUGGACAUGGUGGCUGAGGAGGAAGAGGCAGUUACUAGUGGAAGGAAAUGGAGGGUGCAGCCUUGGUUCUCAAAUGCCUUGGUUCCUAAACACCUCAAAACUGGAAGUAAGUUCUGGGUCUUUCCACGUCAUGUCAACGCGGUCAUGUCACCCACUGUCUCAGAUUUUGAUGAAACUUGGUGUACACCCUUUCCUUAUGGUUGAAAGAAACCCCAUUAAUUUUCCCCCCUCUAUCUCAAGCGGUUUAGCUAUCGGGAAGUGACUCCAUUGAAUUUUCACAAUGGAUUUCCACAGAUCGAACACACUUGAUCAAAACCACUUCAACACUAGAUGAGUUCAUUGAUAACCUAAUAGACAAAAUAGAACAUUUGAUUCCUCAAAUGAUUCUUGUACUUUGCAUCCUGUGGUAGUGGAUUAUAAAAGUCCUGACGGAGAGAAUAUGAUCUCGUCCCAUUGCAUUGUUUCUGAUGAUUUAAAGCAUGAUGUGAAUAUGGUAUACAAAACUCAAGAAAUAGUUUUGAAAUAUAUAAAAGAUAAUUUUCCUCACAUCAAACAGAUACACUACUUUAGUGAUGGCUGUGCAGCACGGUACAAAAAUAAGUUCAGCUUCCUAAAUCUCUGUCACCAUCAGGAAGAUUUCCAAAUAAAUGCACAGUGGUCUUUCUUUGCCACUAGUCUUGGCAAUUCAGAAUGCGACGAUAUUGGUGGAACUACAAAACGUCUAGCUAGAAAAGAGAGUCUUCAGAUACCCCUUGACAAGCAGAGUACUAUUCCAAAAACAUUUUUGGAUUUCUGUGACAAAAAAAUGGAAAAGGUCAAAUUCCAUUAUAUUGCAAGGGAAGACAUAGACAUAAUCCGCUCUUCCCUCGAAACUUGUUUCAGAGACAUGCGGACAGUUCCUGGAACUCACAGUUUCCACAACUUUAAACCACUCAAUUCUACAGGCACAACUGAAGCAAGAAGAAUGAGCAUUGAUAAAGAACCCUCCCUCUUAACCUGAGGAGGUUCCCCAAACUUCCUGUGAAUGCUGAUGAUCUGUAUCCUGGAUGUUCUAUCGCUUGUAAGUAUGAUCAUUUGUGGUACUUUGGAAUGAUAUCGGAGAUUAAUCAAUACGAGGGAGAUGCUUUUGUAAAAUUUCUUCACCCAAAACGACCUUCACCUUCAUUCUGCUGGCCUAGCCAUGACAAUUCUUAAGCAUUACCAUUUCAUCAUAUGCUUGGUAUUGUACAACCCCCACAGACAAUCACUGGCAGAAGAUACUUCUUUCCCGACAAGUGUAUGGCGUUGGUGGAAGAAAAAAUGGAAAACUACAGGUGAUACUGAGGCUGCAGCAAAGAAACUGAGGAGCAUUGAACUUGUAAGGUAAUCAACUGUGAUAACAGCACAAUCUGUUAUGGAAAUUUUGUACUUUAAUUUUGUACUUUAGUUUAAUUGUUGUCCUUAUUGUUAUUAAUGUAUCUGCUGUCAUAAAACUGCCUCAUUGUGAAUUAUGCCUCAAUGUAUUUAACAUAAAUGUUAAAAAGUCUCCAUGCAUCCGUUAUUUCAAGAUGGCACGCAAAAAUCAUUCUUUUUUCUUUCUUCUGUAAGACAGACAUGUCUAUGUAUGCAACAAUAUCCUGAAAAACAAAUUGGGGAUCAUAUAAUGUUGCAUAAUUGAAUAUAAUGCAUAAUUUUAAAUUCUUUUAAUCUUUUUCUUGCUAGGUCUUAUUACCUUACUUGCCAGCAUUUAAAGUUUCUGACCAUUUUUUUAAAAAUUGAUUUCCCGAUUGCCAAUUUUCAUAACUUCAAAUUCAAAUACUCUCAAAUUAAAACAAGUGUGUACUUUCGUGGAAAAAACUUAUAAUAACCAAUAUCAUGUUAAUUUUUAUGAUGAAGAAAUUUGUUUCAUUAUUUUUUUCUAUUACAGCUAUGGAUUGUAGGAAAGUUAUACCCAGUAGCCAUUUUUUCCCCACGAUGCCAAAAAAACGUAAAAUUUUCAUUAGAAGGAAUAAAAAAACCAUAAAUUUUAUUCUUUGUCCAGAAAGAGCAUUUCUUUGCAAUAAUUUUCAACAUCAAAAACUUUGGGUUCCAUCAUACUCAUAUGCUGAAAAUUGAGGUUUUCCACCACAAAAAGUACAUUUACCGGUAUAUAUAUAUUUUAAGGCAUAUAUAAAAUCUUUUGAGUGCUGUUGUAUUUUUUCCUGAAAUCCUCAUCCUCUUAUUGAGCUCUGUGUAAAAUUUCAGAGAUCUGAUCAAUGGUUAUGGAGAAAAAAAUAAAAUGUACAUGUGCCGAGGGUCUCAAAAGGGACAGGUAAGAAAAAAUAAUAAUUUUAAUUUUUAUCAUCUACAAUACUGUCUUACUUAUAGUACAGGUACAUUGAUUAUUGCUUUCAUUUUAUGGAUCAAUGGUCUUGUUAAAUAGUAAAAUUCAUGUUAAACCACUGUUUUAGGGGUUGUUUUUAAAAGUCUGGAACGGAUUAAUCCGUUUUGCAUUACUUUCUGUGGAAAAGUGUGCCUUGGUUUUGGAACGCUUUGGUUUUGGAACGGACUUCUGAAAUGGAUUAAGUUUGAGAACCAAGGUACCACUGUAGAAGGAGGAGGCAAUUCAGGGGAAUCUGGGGAAGGGCAGGCCAGUGGGAAACACAGAAGGGAAAUCUGACCUAGCUCCCUUCUGUCUACUUGAGUCACCAACAUUCUGUUCUCUCAGGGCUCCUGUACCAGUCUCAGCUACACAGAGCUAACAAAAGCAAGGGAUUCUGCCUCCAGUGAGCAGACUAAAGUCUUACAUCCACCCCUCACCACUGUUCUAAGAAGCAAGAACUUCCAGGGAUGCACUCCAGUCCUGGGUUUGGCUUCCUUUGGAAGGUAGCUGCUUGGACGCUUAUUGAAAUUUCCUAAUAAUUGUUCUUCUUUAAAAAGAUACACAUUGAGUGCACACUGCAGUUCUGCGUCUUGUUUCUUUUCAGAGAUCUAGCUUGCUCUCUCUCUCUUCUGAGGAGGGAUAAUAUACAGUGGUACCUCGGGUUACAUAUGCUUCAGGUUACAGACUCCGCUAACCCAGAAGUAGUACUUCAGGUUAAGAACUUUGCUUCAGGAUGAGAACAGAAAUCGUGCUCCGGCAGUGCGGCAGCAGCAGGAGGCCCCAUUAGCUAAAGUGGUGCUUCAGGUUAAGAACAGUUUCACGUUAAUAAUGGAUUUCCGGAAUUAAUUAAGUACUUAACCGAAGGUACCACUGUAAUAAUCUUAUAUCCUGCCCUUAUACAGAGCACAGCGUGGCAACAGAAUCUAAAAAACCACCACGUUAAAACCAAAAUCUGAAAUACUCAGUGCUUAAAACAAUCAGAAAUAUAGCUAUGUCAAUACAGGAAAAUGUCCUCUGACCAUCACCUGGCCUUCUUGGGCCAUCUUAGUUCCCAGGGAGGCAAUCACUUGAAUAUUAUGAGUUAUUAAAGGUAUUUGGUCAAGGCUGAGCUGCUGGCUAGGUCUUACUUCAGAGCAACCCCUAUCAAAAGCCUGUAAAAGAUGGAAGAUGGCCC